Messenger RNA from Chironomus riparius, 1147 nucleotides. Lineage: Eukaryota; Metazoa; Arthropoda; Insecta; Diptera; Chironomidae. The record is from the annotation of a GenBank genome assembly.
GAUUUUUGUAAGAGCACGUGGUAAAGAAAAUAACGGAAAUUUCAAAUGGAAAUCGAUUUCGAAGUAGUUUUUCCCCCUUGAACAGUGUAGUAAACAUCAGAAUAUUAGGAAUCGAUUGAAAAUAAUUAAAUUAACUGGAAAUGCCUCUUCCACCAGCACUUUUAGCUAAAUUACAAAGACGAGGACUUGUUAACGAUGGACAAAAAGUGCAUGAAGAAGUCUUUGUGGAAAGUCAUGAUCAAGAUGAAGUUAAUCCAGAAAACUAUGAGUAUCAGACUAGGAAACGAUUUGGCGACAAUUUAUGGAUGGAAAAGUUAAAGAGGAGAUUUAAACAGACAAAGGAAGGAGUAAAUGGUUGUCCCAAUAAGUGGAAUGUAUUCCAUGUUUGUACAGUCUUUUGUCUAGAGAGAUGGGGUCAAGGAACAGAAAAGCCGUCAAAGAGUUACAAAGAUCGAUUCCAUAGAUUAUUGGAUAAAUAUCCGCUACCCAAGAAAGGAAAUUGGGUAUACAUUUGGGAUCCUGGUUGUGAGGCUUACUACUUCUGGAAUAAAGACGAUAAUCUCGUUUCAUGGCUGCCUCCAUCUCACAAGAAAGCAGUAGUAAGCAAAUCUGCAGCAGUAAUUCGCAGUGAAAAGGAUCGAAUUGAUAUGGACACUCCAGAUGAAAUUGAAUUAACAGCAGCUCAAAUGAUGCCACCGCCUGCAAAUAGAACUCCACCUUCACAAAAUGAGGAUCGUUAUCAGAAGCCAAUAGCUACAAAGAAGACAAAGUCAAGAGAUUUAGAGAAGAUUUUAAGAACUAAGAAAGGACGAAGACAAUUUUAUGAGAAUUCUGAUGUCAUUGAUCCAAUGGAUCCAGCAAGCUACGGUGAAUGUGGUAAAGGUAGAUGGAGUUCUGGAUUAGCAAAUCCAGAAGAUAAAUCUGCAGACCCAACAGCAAGUGGUCCACUGUACCAAUCGCGUCCAUAUCCAUCACCUGGUGAUGUUUUGAGAUCUCAAGGCAAGAGAAAAGAGGAAUCGUCUGACAAAUCUGAUGAUGAGGACGAUGAACCAAUUGAGAAGCAAAGGCGAUUUAGCGACGAAAUGGAAUAAAAUUGUAUUUAAUAAUAAGAUAUGACACAAUAAAAAUUUGAGAGUAAUUAAAGGAA